Molecule: messenger RNA, 4251 nt
Organism: Microplitis demolitor
Lineage: Eukaryota; Metazoa; Arthropoda; Insecta; Hymenoptera; Braconidae
Product: cingulin-like protein 1
Exons: 12
Coding region: 171-4193 (1340 amino acids)
Source: RefSeq, a predicted model, not a curated record
UGUACCAGUACCACCGCGAGAUCUCGCUCUAAAAUCUUCAACAAAUAUCAUAUUUUAUAUACUUAGUAUUAAAUCUUGACACUUUUUAAGUUUGAUUACGACAACAAAUAAAUAUCUUUUUAUUCAUGUGAAUAUUUCCAUCUCCGAUAACGAACGAUUAACGAUUGAUAAUGGGAGUAAGUGGCAGCUUACACAAUAACCCUUAUAAUUAUGAGCCGCCACCAUUACCACCACCAUUUUAUACGGGGGCUGGAUAUACACCUGGAACUUCGCGAGCGUCUGAAACUAUCGAUGAGUCUUCAAAUCUUCAAGGCCAAGAAGCACAAUUACGUAGAAGCAUAAGAAAUGAAGAGUGGUGGCAGCAGAGACCAUCGGCGCCAAAUAUCUCAAGUCUAUGCCAUCCACGUGAGACUUUGUUGACGUAUGCUGCACAAAUGACUGGUUGGCAAUCAGAUUAUACAGCAAGUGCACCAUCAGUUAAUCAAGAAGCUAUGGAAUUAACGCGUACAGUUUCACAUUUAGCGGCUGCUAAUCAGCAAUUGGCUUCAGCACACAGCGCACUUUUGACGCAGCUGGAAAAAUUGUACGCAGAGUUAAACAAAGCGAGGGAAGAAAAAGAAAAUCUCAAGACUGAAGUAUCGCAUGUCGACGGUUGCAGUCAGACGGAAUUAAAUAAUCAGCUUCUGAGUAGAAUUGAAGCCAUAGAAAAUUUUAUUAAAAAUUUUGGAGCUACGGGUGAUUUAAGGUGUUGCAAAAAUUUGCAUAGAGAAAAAGACGAAAAUGAUAAACGCGAAUGUCAGAAAGCUAUAGACAGGAUACAGUUGAUGGAAAACGUACUGGAGCCAGAAAAAUAUGAAAGUGAAGUUGAGAGACAGAAGAAAAGAUUUGAAAAUCUUAAGAGGGAUUAUGAUAUGUCGAGAAGUAAUUGUGAGAAAAUCGAGUCGCGUUUGAGUGAAAAAGAAAAAAAUCUUGAAGAAAUAAAACGUGAUUUCGAUUCAUUAAAAUUGGAGACAUCGAGACUGACUGAGCAGUUGGAUGCAUUCCAUAUGGAAAAAGACACUGCCACAAUGCGAAUUAAAGAUUUGGAAAGUGAUUUGAAGAAAGCGGAAUGUGUGAGAGAGGAGACUGUUGCAUUGAAGGACAAAGAGACUUGUAAAUUACGCGCUACGCUUCAAGAAGAAAUAAUUAGUAAGAAGAAACAAACUGAGGCAUUUGAAGAGGCUUUGCGAGAGAUUCAAAGACUGAAUGAUAUUGUUGAAGGUGUCAAAAAAACAGAACAUACUGAUACUGUUUUAGAUCCUGAAACAUCAAUAGAAUCAGACAUAAAUGAACGUCCUAGUUUAGAAGAAUUUAAAAAAGAUUUAAGUAUGAAACGCGAAGCUAGACAACGUGCAAUAGCAGCAGUUUCAUCAGAAAUGGACCGACUGAGACGUGAGUUGGAUGCUGAGAAGGAAGCACAUUCAGAGACAUCGCGAGUAUUGGAUUUAUUGAAAAGUCAAGCGGAAAAUGCGUCAAGAAAAAGUGAAACCUUUUCUGUUGGGACGACGACGAUGGAGGAUUCGACUGCUUCAACUUCAACUACAGGAAUUACAGGAAUCGAAGGCUGGAAAAAUAAUUUGCAGGGACCUAACUCUGUGCAUCUUGAUGCUGAAAGACUUGCUGAUGUACUGAAGGUUUCUGAUGAGCUAAGAGCGUGUAUAAGGCAGCAGAUUGAAAAAAUAGACGAUUUACGUUAUCAUUUAGAGUGUGAGCCGGAAAAUAAUGCCCGGCGCAUUGAAACUUUGAAGAUAAUUGCUAAUAAAAGUCGCGAGGCUUUUGGUAAACGCGAGGAAAAAAUUAAUGGAUUGAAAAAUAUGCUAUCACAGAUAAUAGCAGGUCUUAGUGAUGACAAACUUGAUAUUGACGUAACCGAUGACCUCAGGACUGAGCACGAUCGCCAGAUGGAAGAUAUAAAAAAAUUGAAGCGUCUGUACGACGAGCGGAUUAGAGUUAUUGCGGAGCUGAAGGAGUCCUGCUCAAAAGAGCUGGUUGAUCUCAAAGAUAAAUUCAAGAAUCUGACAAAAGAUAAGGAGUCUUUGGAAGAAGAUUUUAAUAAGGCGCAAGAAAAGAUUGAUACACAGGACACUGAAAUAUCGAACCUCGAGUCACAACUAGGAUUGACAAAAGCUGAUUGCCGUGAUUUACAAAACCAAAUGGGUGUUAUCAAUAGUCUAUUCUCACAAAUGCUACUAAGCGCAUCAUCUGCUGACAUGGAUCUUGAUCGCCUAACUCAAUUACUACAGGAAAAUCACGAAUUAAUCAGUGAAAUGGCACGUGAAGAAGGCAGUGAAGCCGCAGCCUUACCAAAACUGCUACUAGACCUCGUAGAACAAGUAGAAGGUCGUGAUAAAUCCAAAACAAGUGACAUUGAAACAGAGAAGAAAGACGAAGAUCAGGAAGAAAACAUCGCAAAUAAUUUGCCCAAAGUCUGGCGCGUGUUAUUGGAACUAUUAAGCUGUCACGCAGUCCAAGGCUCUACCUCGGGUUCAUCUGAACCAGUUUCCUUGUCCACUGACCCCAAUGUCUGCUACAAGUCCGUCGACACUCCGACGGGUCCGCGUCUCGUGAUAUCCGUCAGCAAAACUUACAUCCGUCUGAAAGAGCUGAUUCUCGAAAAGAAGAGUCUGGAAAAAGAAAUGGGACGGAUGAAACAGUUGAAUUUACAUUUAGAGAGCAAGUUGGGCGAGCAGGAGAAGCGGCUUACUAUGGUUUCGGAGGAAUUGAGCAAGACUUGGAACAUCGUUGGCUGCAUGCAGGCCCAACAUCAGCAGCUGCAUACUCACGAGAAGAUAUUGCGCUAUGAGUUGCAACAAAAACGAAUAAUGCUGCAGGAAUUGAAACAAGAGUUGGAGUAUUGUCGGGAAAAAUGGGAAUCUGCGCGUCAGAAAAAUUGUAAUACGGAAAUAGAAUGGAAAAAUUUAAGGAGAGAAUUUGCUGCGCGUAAAGCUCUUGCUGUUGAUGAUUCAUUCAACAAUAGUGCUGAAAGUGGAUUUAGUGAUGAACGUGGUGAUGAUACUGAUGAUGACGAUAUUCCGAAGGAUGAAAGACUUAGAAUUGGCUCCCGUCGAAGGACCAGAAAGGAGAGUCCAAGGACACCAACACCAGAUACUGAGUCUGAACAACCAACGGACACUGAAUUAUCAGAAACUAAAAGCGAGCCACCAUCACCAGACCGACAGAGAACCCCAACACCUGACACUAUUGAUUACCAUGAAGUUGCUACAGAAGAAGUUGUCAUCGAGGAACGGGUCGAGGAACUGGACCCACUUGACCAAGCGCUGGCCAACGUUAUCCAGAAUCUAAUUCAGAUAAACAGUGCCGAUGACAGUGAGCAUGAAGCGAGUGACUAUAAAACUGCAUGUAUGGAAAGUCCAGGUAACCAAGCGGACACGAAAGAUCAAGAAUCAUUGAUACUUACUCAGGACACUCAACAACCAGACAUACCACAUUGUGUUUUAGAUACUGAUCACACAGACAUUGAUGUGCAUGAAAUAACCUCUGAGGCACUGAAAAUAAUUAAUUCUGUUUCUGUAUUUUCAAUUGGUCCUUUCCCAGCUUCUUCAGUGUCUACAUUAUCUCUGGAUACCAGUAAUCAGUUUGAUAAAGGCAUUGAUUCAUCAUGUGGAAUCACCGUUUUUGGUACGCAAGAUAAAUUAGAUCAAGUUCCCAGUGAAGAAGUUGAUAAGUCAGUUGUUGAAGAUGAAAAAAGUAAUGAAUCAUCUUCAUCAGUACCUACAUCAGUAUCUACACCAGAAACAUCAACACUAGAUCCAUCAACUCCAGUAAUGUCUACACCAGAAACCUUAACUCCUGAAACAUCAACAUCAGAAACAACAACAGCCACAGCAUCAGAUUCAAAUCAAUCAAAACCAACACGAACACCAGAAGAAGUUUUAGCAUCACGUGCAGCUAGAUUAAAAAGAUUAGAAGAGCAAGCUGAUUGGUUAAUGAAAAAAAUGAGCGCCACUAGUCGCAGAGGUUCUGUUCUAAGUACCAGGCUCGAAGAACUUCAUGAAGCUUAUGGUGAACCACCAGCACCACCUCCAAUGCCUGAUGUUCUGCCUUCUGUUACACUACCCAGUUUUUUAAAUACUAAUCAGACAGCAGAGCCUACAAAUAAAACAACAGAAGACACAAACGAUCCAACAGAAUAAUUUCGUACAUAAUAAUUAUAAUUAAGUAUAAAAAAUUCUUGUGAAGAUUUUAAAAUGU